GUCGCGCUUUCAGGGAAGAACCGUAGCCGACCGUCGCUAUGACGCAAUUCUAGGAAACUUUUCGCACAGAGAACGGAGACUCUUUCUGGCGCAUUCGCGUUGACCGACUCGUUGUCACGUUUGCGACUUUUCCUGUUUCCCAGCUGCCGAGCACCGGUGUGAUGCCCGCCGGGAUGUUCAGCAUAGACAGCAUCCUGUCCGGCCGGCCGACCUGCAAGGAGCCGCUUCUGCUACACCGGAGCGGCCCGGUGGUGCUGUCCGCCGGCCUCACGGACUCUAUCUACACCGACUACAACGGACUGUACUCGGCCACAUGUGGGCCUUCUCCCCCGGGGAUUCAGUCUGUGAGCGGGACCAGGAUAGGAUAUAACGGCUACUACUACGGACAGCUGCAAGUCCAGGGUGCCGGAGGAGGGCCGCCGUGCUGCGGCUCUGUGCCCGGCCUCACCCCACAGCAGUGCCCCUGCAUCCCGGCAGGCUACGACGGCGCGGGCUCGGUGCUGAUCUCUCCGGUCCCCCACCAGAUGAUGUCCUACAUGAACAUGGGCAGCCUGUCGCGGACCGAGCUGCAGCUCCUCAACCAGCUGCAUUGCCGCAGGAAGCGGAGGCACCGCACCAUCUUCACCGACGAGCAGCUGGAGGCUCUGGAGGGCCUCUUCCAAGAGACCAAGUACCCGGACGUCGGGACCCGGGAGCAGCUGGCCCGCAAGGUGCACCUCCGAGAGGAGAAGGUCGAGGUUUGGUUCAAAAACAGACGCGCGAAGUGGAGGAGGCAGAAAAGGUCUUCAUCAGAGGAAUCAGAGAACUCUCAGAAAUGGAGCAAAUCGACCAAAACGUCCGCGGAGAAAACCGAGGAGAGUAAAAGCGAGGUGGACUCGGACAGCUGAUAAUAAAAGCGACCUAACACGGCCGCGUGUGUGUGUGUGUACAUAUAACGGGAAGUGGUGUGGACUCGACGACAUGCUGGUGGUGUGAUGAAACGUGUUGCCAUGUUGCACAGUUGUACAUAUACAUUUUAUGAUUGAUUCUGUCUCCGCUAU
This is a messenger RNA of Xiphias gladius (swordfish), 1040 nucleotides long. It is a transcript of the gene gsc, whose product is annotated as goosecoid. The record is from RefSeq and is a predicted model, not a curated record. Gene Ontology annotation, cellular component: nucleus. NCBI's taxonomy places the organism in Eukaryota, Metazoa, Chordata, Actinopteri, Istiophoriformes, Xiphiidae. The transcript has 3 exons. Gene Ontology annotation, biological process: regulation of transcription by RNA polymerase II. Gene Ontology annotation, molecular function: RNA polymerase II cis-regulatory region sequence-specific DNA binding; DNA-binding transcription factor activity, RNA polymerase II-specific. The coding region runs from base 162 to 887 and encodes 241 amino acids.